Molecule: messenger RNA, 4374 nt
Organism: Xyrichtys novacula (pearly razorfish)
Lineage: Eukaryota; Metazoa; Chordata; Actinopteri; Labriformes; Labridae
Source: the annotation of a GenBank genome assembly
UCUCUGCCUGACACAGAACCAGUCCUCCCACCUCCUCCGCCUCCUCCUCCUUCUUCUUCUAUUGUUCUACAUAAUUACAGCGCUGCGUCAGUGUCUAAAAAUAAACCUGAACAUCAGCUUUAUUUAGAGCAGCUCACAGGUUAAAUCGCCCAGAUUAGACUUAAUCUGAAAAUGAGCAAAAGAGACGACGACGACGCACGUUUCUGUCUGCAGGUGAAGAUCGACUGCUUCGUACUCAGAGACAAAAACAGUUCCUGCUUUAGGUUCCUGAAUGAGAUCAACUGGAUCCAUUUAGGUCCACAACAGGACCCUGCAACCGCUCGACUCUCACUGCUCGUCAGACCUACAAAAGCAAAGAGAGGACAGAGAAGGCAGAGCACAGGUGACAAACCUGUUUGGGGGAGGCAGAGCGUGCAGGUAAGGCUGUGGAAGAGAGGAAAGGGUCUGAAGGGGGCAGUUAUGAAGAGGAUAAGGUAACCAUACGUCCUCUUUUACCCGGACAUGUCCUCUUUUUGGGGGCUGUUCGGCUUUGUCCAGGUGAAGUGUAUAAAAUCCUUCAAAUGUCCGGGGUUUUAUAAGCAAGUUUUGAGUUUGUGUAGCUUCGACUAACCAUAGACUGUAUAAAGAAUGAACGCUGUCUGCCUCCUCGCUGGGUGAAGCCACUUAGAGAGCAGCUCCCUCUGUUGAUUGGCUGCAGUAUAGGUCAUAAAUCCCGCCUCCGCCAGCAAAGCUUAUGGAGCUGUGGACAAACUUUAUAAAUUUAUUACAGAAUAUAAAUAUUUCUCCCUCCUGGUUUUGAUGUUGACAUGUAGUUACUGUCAGACUGGUUUGUGUCCAAGUCCUCUUUUUUCUGUACAGCUCCGUUUUUAAAAGUUAUUAGGGGGUUCAUGUUUUCUAUGAUUGCCACAUGAUACAGCCUAUUGGCGUUCAGGGAUUGCGUAGCUCACCCGGAGGAUACGCUGUUUGAGCCGAGUGUCAUCACAGCGACUCUUGGCGACUCUCCCACCAAAUGCGUACAACGCUACUGCGCAGCGCUGGUUUCAGGAAAUAGAGAAAAAUCCUGGAAAUACAGAGAGCUUUUCUGGCUUCAAAUCCGUAUACAGGCGGGACGCGGAACCGAGUUGUCCGUAGUAUAUACAGUCUAUGGGAAUAACUGAGAUAGAAGUAUAAAAACACUUGACCCAACCCCAAAACACCCUCAAAAUUUUGCGUGCAACUCCACCCCACGUUGUAGUGUCCUCUUUUUAGGGUUUGAGAAUAUAGAUACCCUGGAAAAGGAGGACUGGAAGGGUAGAGGUAAAGUUUUUGUAGAUGAAGUCGAUUAUUUACUUAUUUUUGGAUGAAAUCUGCCUCCAGAAGAAUACAUUUAUUAAAACGACCCUGAAGGUGUUCUCCAAGAAGAAGCUGAAAAGUUUCCGAGCAGGUGACUGACAGAAAUAAUCAUUAUUUACCUUCACGUCUCCCUUCAGCACCACCGUUGAUUCCUCCACUCUGAUUGGUUCCUGAUAGUGCUUUUUGGCUCUUACAGUAAUAAUACACCCUCCUUCCUCCCUUCAUCCACCAGUACCUGGGGGAGAAGAGGUCAGGCUGAGGGCGUGCGAGGCUGUUUCUAUCCAGGAGAGAGAGAGAGAGAGUGCUUUUGGACUGUGAAUGUAAACUGUUAUUAAUGUUCUGCUAACGUCCAGCAUCGAGGAGUUUAUCAGGAACAUUAUUCAGCUCAGAGGAGUGUGUGUUUCUGACCAUCUUUAAUCUUUUCCUCUGCAGAACUUUAUCAAGAGUUUGGAGGCUUCGUGUAAACAGAUUCUGAUGUUCUGCAAAUCACAUCAAACUCAGAUUUGAUUGAAAAUUGUGCACAGACGUGAAGUGAAAUGUUAAAAUGUUUGUGUUGUAUCACAGAUCUUCGCCUGGACCUCAGACCUUCUUCCUGGAAGUCAUGGAUACUGCAUUAAAAAUCAGUCAGCUCGUUUUCACUCGGUCGUUAAGUCUCUAAUAAAUUCACAGAGCCGACGGUUUGAUGCAGAUUCCUCUGGUUUAAGUGUUGUGUGUAUUUGCUGUUUUGACUGUGGUGUGUGUGAAUCUGUGUGUGGACAGUGAAACAGAGCUGUAGUCAACUCUCUCUCUCUCUCUCUCUCUUCCCACGAUGCCUCGCUCUCUCUUCCUCUCCAGAUGGGGAGACAUGAAAACGUUGAAACUUCAAACAUAAAAUUGAGCGAUGGCCUCGCGCUCCAUCGCCAAGAUACGUUUGUUUAAAAUGCACCUCCUCCGAGAAUCUGGCACACGGUUCACACAGAAACAUCUGGAAAACAUGUUCUCCAUUUGUUUCCCUUCUUCUUCUUCUGUGUUUUACAGAGUGAAGCCUCCGAACGCCUGUCAGCGUAGAGAAUGAAAGACAUGAAUCCACCGACGCCAUAUUUAACCGAAGAGGAGCGGGACAGUAACCUUUAAAACAUUCAAAUACAAACUUCUGUUUACCGUAUGUGUCAGAAGAUUUAACACUUUUAACACCCUGGAGUGUGUAUCUGAGAGGAAGUACAACACAAGCAUGCAGCUUGAGAUGUAGUGUGUUCCUAUAAUGUAUGAUGUUAUGUAAUGUACUGGCAGGAGCAGUUCCAGGGUCUGAAGGAGGGCCGCUCAGCCGACUAUUUGACACCUAAAAUAUUAAUAAAAGCACAAAAACCUUAAAGAUAUUUUAAAAAAAAAGUCAAACUAUGAGCUUAUUCGCAAACAUUAAACCCGAGAGAUGAUGUAACACUGUCGAGUCUGACUCCCAGCAGAACAAAAUAUGAGUAAGGUAGACUUUAAAACGGGUCUUCUGACCUCAGAGCUCUUCAUAGUCAGGAACCAUCUGACCAUUUUGAAGAGCUCCUACUUCCCUAUUAUUCUUUAAUGUCCACAAAAACCCUGAUAAUGAGACUCGGCGUCCAUGAAAACUCUGAAAAUGAGACUCAAUAUUCACAGAACCCUAAUAAUAGGACUCAGUAUCCCCUAAAAGCCUCAUCAUGAGACUCAGCGUCCAUGAAAACCCUGAUAAUGAGACUUAAUAUCUACGAAAACCCUGAUAAUGAGUCAUCACGGUUCCUUUUUAUCAAAGCUCAUAGUUAGUGCUGGUUCAGGUCUGGGCCAGCUCUGCUUCAGGUUUAGACCUGGCUUCAUUGAGCACCUUUCCCUCCAUCUCCAUCCUCACUCUGUCUCUGACUUUAAAUCCUCAUGUCCCAUCAUAGUCACCGUCUUGUCUGAGAGUCCCUGAACUCCAUCAUGGACUCCCUCAAACCAAAGUGACCCUGCUUCUUCUUCUUCUUCUUCUGCUGAACACUGGCGGGAAGACGUCCAUAUGUUAACACAUGAGAGCGACAGAUUUUUAAUAUUUCACUCAUACCACCAAACACAGGAGAUUCAGUCAAGAUGCAGGACCGCACACUUGGUUGUUUGUUUGUUUGUUUGUUUGUUUGGAUCUCACAGAAACUUAUGUGAUAAAAUUUGACUUCAGAGAAACAUUCACAGAGACGGUCGGUCUGUUUGAGGAGUGAAGUUUCUCUCUGUGAGCUGAAGGUGAAAGAAAGUUUGAAAGAAGUCUCUCUGUAUGUGUGUGUGUGUGUGUGUGUGUGUGUGUGUGUAUGUGUGUGUGUGUGUGUGUGUGUGUGUGUGUGUGUCAGGGCUUACUGGGAGGAAACCAGUAUUUAAUUUUUUGAACCAGUAGUGAGGAUUAAUCUGCUCCCUGAAGACCUGAUCCAGAUGGAUCCAAUCAGACGCCCCCGAGAGACCGACCAGCAGAGAGACAUCAUUUUUACUCCUACUUCUUCUUCUUCUUCUACUGUUCGGCCUUUUUUCUUCUUCCUUUUUUUCUAUCUUGUCAUUUUUCUUUUCCUCUGGAUCUCCACUGUAGAUGUCCUGCUGCUGUGGACCAGUCUGCUUCUCAUCUGCUCUAACUUGAAACAUCAGUGUCAGUGUUUUUACCAAAGCUAAUGCUGAGGUUGUGGGAGAUGACGGUCUAACAUCAGUCUGGUUCUGCUCGAGGUUUCUGCCUGUAAAAGGAAGUUCUUCUUUUCCACUGUAACUUCAUAAAUACUGCACAGAGUUUUGUUCAUGAUGGAUUUUUGCUCUUUUUCUUCUUUUUCAAAGAGGGUUAAAGUAUCGACUUCCUGGACGUGACGCCUUGAACCAGUAAACAUCGGCACUUUCGGCUAACUUCCUGUGAUGUCACUUCCCUGUGUGGAUCAUCCCUCUAGCAAUAUUUUUUUUUCGUACGAUGGUAGGGGAAGGUCCCACUUCCUUCACCUCUAACUGGCUGUGAAACAUCAUCGAACAUCGAACAGAACACUAUCGCACUUCUGAAUCUCCUAACCCUAACCCUAACCCUAACCGUAGCUCUAACCC